Molecule: messenger RNA, 1251 nt
Organism: Phragmites australis (common reed)
Lineage: Eukaryota; Viridiplantae; Streptophyta; Magnoliopsida; Poales; Poaceae
Product: protein ANTHESIS POMOTING FACTOR 1
Exons: 9
Coding region: 92-1054 (320 amino acids)
Cellular component (GO): Set1C/COMPASS complex
Molecular function (GO): protein binding; chromatin binding
Source: RefSeq, a predicted model, not a curated record
AUAUACUUCUUAGCCCCCGGAACAGAAGAAGAUCGGAAAACGAGCGGCGGCGGAGCAGUCGACUCGAGCAAACGCAACCGCGGGGAAGAAGAUGGCAGCGGAGCUGUCGCAGCUGGACGACGAGACCGUCCGCGGCAUGGCCAUCGGCGCGGUCUUCGCGGACUACGCCGGGAAGAUAAACUGCCUUGACUUCCACCGCAAGGAGGAUCUUCUCGUCACCUCCAGCGAGGACGACUCCAUACGCCUGUACAACAUCACCAGCCCUGCGUUGUUGAAGACUACAUAUCAUAGGAAACAUGGUGCUGACCGUGUCUGUUUUACUCAUCACCCAAGUUCCAUCUUAUGCUCAUCAAGAUACAAUCUAGAGUCAGCAGAGUCACUUCGUUAUUUGUCAUUGUACGAUAACCGUUGCUUAAGAUAUUUCAAAGGACACAAAGACAGGGUUGUUUCACUAUGUAUGUCACCCAUCAAUGAUAGCUUUAUGUCAGGAUCACUUGAUCACAGUGUCAGAAUAUGGGACCUUCGUGUAAAUGCUUGUCAGGGUAUACUACAAUUGCGUGGGAGGCCUUCUGUCGCGUAUGAUCAGCAGGGACUUGUUUUUGCUGUAGCAAUGGAGGGAGGUGCUAUUAAGCUAUUUGAUUCCCGAUCAUAUGACAAGGGUCCAUUUGACACUUUCUUGGUCGGUGGAGAUACAGCUGAAGUUUCUGACAUCAAAUUUAGCAACGAUGGCAAGUCUAUGCUUUUGACAACAACUAACAACCAUAUAUAUGUUCUGGAUGCAUAUGGAGGGGAUAAGAGGUGUGGCUUUAGUUUAGAGCCAUCUCCCAACGUAACAAAUGAAGCUGCUUUCACUCCAGAUGGCCAAUAUGUAAUUUCAGGAUCUGGUGACGGUACCUUGCAUGCUUGGAACAUCAAUACAGUACAAGAGAUUGCUUGUUGGAACAGUCAUAUUGGUCCUAUCACAGCUUUGAAGUGGGCUCCUCGUCGAGCAAUGUUUGCAGCUGCAUCAACUGCCCUAACUUUCUGGAUUCCCAGCCAAUCGAAUUUGAAUUAGGUGCCCGGUAAAAGGGAUGGAAAUUCAGAUAUCCUUACUUAACAAAAGUUUAUAUCCUGGUCUUUCCUGUACAAGACAGGUAUCACAUGCUGUAUUACCAUCUGUGGAAACAAUGACAUAAUUCCUGGCAGAUUCUUGCUGUAGUGCUCCCUUUCUUAUUUAUGUAUAAUAUUCACUUGCCUGUUGUGUUAUGACUA